UUGGCUACGCUUUAUACAAGUGUUAUAUUUAUCCUUUAUAUUUGUCGCCAUUACGUAAAAUUCCUGGUCCACCUGUUGAUAAUUUUAUUGUUGGACAUUAUGCCUCUUUUUUAAAUAAAGAGCUAGGCGAAGCUCUUGCUUACUUAGCAAAACAAUAUGGAGAUUCUCAUAAGCGACAAAGAAAAAUGAUGAAUCCUUUAUACACUUUUGCCAAUAUUAAGGAAAUGGUUCCAAUCUUCGUUCAAGCUGGUCAUAAAUUAAAAGAUAUCUGGAUGGUGCAAAUCGGUAACAAGAAAGAGGAAAGAAUUACGAUCACUGCACUAAUUCCAAAGACAACUUUAGACGUUAUUGGUCUUGUUGGAUUUAAUUACGAAUUUAAUUCUACUACUUCAGAGUCUAAAUUAGCUCAAGCAUAUAAUUCUAUAGUUAGUUGUAGUCCUUCGCCUUUAUAUAUUGCUCUUUUAGUUGCUGAACAAAAAAAUUCUCCUGUUCAUGGAAAAGAUUUAUUAUCUUUGUUGGUAAAAGCAAAUGAAAAAUUGCCUGCCAAUGAACAAUUAACACAUAAUGAAUUAGUUAAUCAGGUUAUGACAUUACUCGUAGCUGGACAUGAAACAACGAGUGUUGCAUUAUCUUGGGCACUAUACUUUCUCGCAAAACAUCUUGAUAUUCAGGAUCGUCUUCGUAAAGAAGUGCUAGAUAUAUUUACUGAUCGUAAUUAUUUUCCAGCUUUUGAUGACAUUGAACAUGUGAAAUUCUUAGAUUGUGUCUUUAAAGAGACUUUAAGGGUCGUUCCACCUG
Molecule: messenger RNA, 798 nt
Organism: Racocetra persica
Lineage: Eukaryota; Fungi; Glomeromycota; Glomeromycetes; Diversisporales; Gigasporaceae
Source: the annotation of a GenBank genome assembly